Molecule: messenger RNA, 2755 nt
Organism: Penaeus indicus
Lineage: Eukaryota; Metazoa; Arthropoda; Malacostraca; Decapoda; Penaeidae
Product: low density lipoprotein receptor adapter protein 1-B-like
Exons: 8
Coding region: 112-1512 (466 amino acids)
Source: RefSeq, a predicted model, not a curated record
UGGCAGAGCGCAGUCACCUUUGUACGAGUGAGGUUGUGUGCCUGUGUGCGUGUGGCGAGCCCAUUUGCGUAUCACCAUUUGAAACAAUAGUGGUUCAGCAGCGAGGGAAACAUGUCUUCCCUAUUGCGUGCUCUCUUCAAUGGCACAAGCAAGCAUAAGAAGCUCUCGGAGGAGUGGGCCAGCAUCCGCGAGCCGGUGGUGGAGGGCGUGACGUUCUACUGCAAGUACCUGGGCUCGACGGUGGUGGACGAACCGAAGGGCGAGGCGUCCACGGCGGAGGCCAUCAAGCGCAUCAUCCACGCCGCCAAGCAGAAGGGACGCAAGCCCGAGCGGGUGAGCGUCCACGUGUCGCUGCAGGGGAUCCGGAUGUCCGAUACGGCCUCCAGCGACACGCUCCUCGAGACCUCCAUUUAUAAGAUCUCGUACUGUUCGGCGGACGCCCACUACGACCACGUCUUCGCCUUCAUCGCCACCAGUGACAAUGAGAUCUGCGAGUGCCACGCUUUCUUGUGCCCCAAGAGGAAGAUGGCUCAGGCUGUAACAAUCUCGAUUGCCCAGGCCUUCAAUUUGGCUUACGAGUAUUGGAAGAUGGCGGUGGAGAGCAAGAACGGGGAAAUCUAUGCCAAUGAGGAGCUCCCUGCUGAGGUCAAGCAGGUGGCUCCCGGCGGGGGGACCCACACGCCCACGCCCGCCGUCGUCCAGCACCAACCGUCCAGCCAGUCCUCUUCGCCCAUCCCCAUUCGGUCGGAUUUUGGCUCCUCGGACAACAGCUCCUCAGGUUACCAGUCCAGUACACAAGCACUUUUAAUUGAUUUGGACGACUCGUCCGAUAUAACCGCGGAAACCAAAAAUAAAGCAAGUUUAAGCAAGAACAUCAUCAGUAAACCUUGGGAUGCCUUUGAAGACUUCAGUGAGUUUAAUGAAGGAUUCUCAAGACUUGCGUUGAGACACGCACAAAAAUCUCCUCUCCCCUGGACAUCCCCAACGGGAUGGGCAGGCAUCGACGAUCUUGCAGCAUUCACGGAUCACCCUCCAGCUUCUCCGACCGAGAAUGGCUUCUGGCCGUUAGCUAGUUCUCCCCCAACCAGCCCUCUGCCUGCCAACUCGUCCUCAAGCCCAUGGUCAAUGGGACAGUCUCCACCAGAUACCUGGGAGAACUUCUCCAGCUCUCCCAACACAGCCUUCCUUCAUUCUUGUCAGUCCCCUCCCUCACAUCACAUGUUCUCACGAUUCCCAGAGUCAUUUGCUACUGAUGAAAAUGAUGACUGUAGCAGCAGUAAGCAGCCAAACUCUGUGUUGAAGCCAGAACCAACUUCCAGUCAUGAUGUGGAUAAUUCUUUUAAUCCCAGAGAGUCUCUGAGUGACCCUUUCUCCCCUCUCACCCAGAAAAAUGAAGCAUUGGGGGUGAGUCAUAGCUCUCCCUCAACCCACAGUGGAUGUGGCACCAGCCACCCAGCCUGGAAUGGAGAUCUGUUUGAUGGGAGGAAAAACAGCAAAGUUGUGUGCUCUUGAAGCAUUUCUGAGAGCUGUCAUUCGGAACUUCCAAUUUCUAUUUUUUCAGUUUUCGACUGUUUUGGUCUUUAUUUUUUACUUGAAUCAGCAGCUGGGAUUUUACAAGUGUCUCCACAUUUUAUAAUGCAUAGAUGGUAUAACUCCCUUGGGAGAGCAGUUGUGUGUGUGUGUGUGGAAAUUGUUAAUAUACAUUUAGAUUUUGCACAUAUUCUAUAUGUUUACUCAAAAAUGUAAUUAUCUUUGUGAUACAUGUUCAUAUCUCCAAAUGAAUUCUAGUAUAUGUAUAAUACAGUUCUAUCCUAAAGUAUGAUGAUAGUUUAAUGUUAUUUGCAUCUCCAGGAUACCUGUAUUGCUACCAAGAAGGUUUGUGUUUUGCUUAGACUGAAAUGGACUUUAUACCGUAAGUCAGUUAAUGCCAGAAACACUUGUUAAUGUCUGAUUAAUCUAAGUUUCUUUGCAGGAGUAAAUGUCAGUGUUGAUAAUUUUUAGUAAUGCAGGUAUAACUGUAACAUACAUAUUAUUACACGAGACAUUUACAUGGUUCAUGUUCUGCAAGGUUGAGUAACACAGCUGAAGAUUUCUGUAUUAUAGUUAUUUAAAAAAUAUAUUAUUAAUAAUAAGCCAAGUAAAAGAUAAUUGUUCUCAGUGUUGGUGCAUGGAGUUUGCUGGAGGCUAGUUUUAGUUGAUGGGUUGGUAGGACAUAAAAAAUCAUAUGUAUAUGGUAUUUAACUUUUCAUCUUCAUCAGCAUUAUUUCAUAUUUUCAUGAUACACUACAGCAAAGGGAGAGGAAAGGUAAAGAGUUUACCAUAGUGUGCUCAGUUCAUUGAAAAGUACUUGCCUUUCUGUUUAUAGGAAAGAAGGAAUUUUUUUUAAGAGAGGGGGAUGGGUAUUCAUAUUGUGCUUAAUUGGAAAUAAUGGAUUACUUUUUAUUUUUCAUUAGUAAUAAGAUUUUAGUGUUACUUUUUUUAGUCUUUUUCUUCUAUUCAAGUGAUAAGAUUAAGGUACAUGUUUGUUAGGAUCAGGAGUCUCUUAGUGUACUAAUUGUAAAGAUGCGUUUCCCACAAGAUUUAUUUUUACUCUUGAUAAUGAAGGUCCAUCAUUCAAAAUUUUGAUGUUCUUUUUUUAAAAUAAAGCAUUGGCCAUUUUCUCCUUUUUAAGAUAUUGAAACAGAGUUGAAAUCUCAUUUUUUCACCCAGUGUGAACACUGAGGUUAAUAAAUACGUUAGAUUAUAUUCAUAUAUU